UUUUUUUUUUCUUCUUUCUUUCUCUUUUGUUCCCUACAGAAGCGUGAGAAGAGUAGACUCAUUCCCCCUUCCUCUUCCUUCUAUUCCACCCUCUCUUUUUUUUCCUCUCACUCCUCGCGUCCUUUAUUAAACCUUUUUUUUAAUGCCUCGAGACUCGUCUUCGGGCGAGCCCCUGCUGGGCCAGCAUCGCCAAAACAACAGCAACAAUACUUCCAGCAAGUUUGGUAUCACUGUCGAGCAGUUGGCUCCUUUGACUGAUCCCACCAACCCAACGCUCCCUAGUGAUCUCGGUGGUAUCGACAAGAUCUGUAAGGACCUCAAAGUCGACCCCAAGGUCGGACUGAGAUCUGAUGAGGCUGAUGAAAGCUCCCUCGGCCAUUCAGACGCCCCCAAGUUCGAAGCUCGUACUCAAGCCUUUGGUCGCAAUAUUCUCCCCACAGUCAAGAGUGCGAGCUUCUGGGAGCUGCUCCUGGAGGCCUACAACGACCGCACCCUCAUCCUGUUGUCCAUUGCUGCCGUGGUUUCGCUCGGUGUGAGCAUCUAUGAAGACUAUGGUCCUCAUCACACUCCCGGUGAACCUCGUGUUGGCUGGAUUGAGGGUACUGCCAUUCUCGCUGCUGUUGCUGCUGUUGUCUUUACAAACGCCAUUAAUGACUAUCAGAAGGAGCGCCAGUUCCAAAAACUAAAUGCCAAGAAGGAUGAUCGCUCUGUUAAAGUCUUGCGCGACGCUCGCGAACAAGAGAUCAAUAUCAAGGAAGUCGUGGUUGGAGACGUCUUACUCAUGGAGCCUGGUGAUCUCUUGGCUGUUGAUGGUAUCAUCCUAAAGAGUCACAACAUCACCUGCGAUGAGUCCUCGGCCACGGGUGAAUCUGAUGCGAUGAAGAAGGAUACCGAACAAAAUUGCUAUGUCAUCUCGGGAUCCAAAGUCCUUGACGGAUCUGGUGCUAUGCUUGUCACAGCUGUUGGACCUAACUCAUUCUAUGGAAAGACCAUGAUGGCCAUGCGUGGUACCACUCAAGAGGAGACGCCCUUGCAGGUCAAACUGGACUUCUUGGCAGAAUCGAUUGCCAAGCUUGGUAUGGCUGCUGCUAUUGCUAUGCUUCUUACCCUUAUUGUCAAGUACUUUGUCCAACAAGCAUUGUCCGAUGACCCAAUGCCUUCUGGAUCACAGAUCUUCUCCGAUAUGGUCCGCAUCGUCAUUCAGGCCAUCACCAUUGUCGUCGUUGCCGUUCCCGAAGGUCUACCCAUGGCUGUCACCUUGGCCUUGGCCUAUGCCACUACCCAGAUGUUGAAAGAUAACAACUUGGUCCGUGUUCUCUCUGCUUGUGAGACCAUGGGUAACGCCACGACCGUCUGUUCUGACAAGACCGGAACUUUGACUCAAAAUAAGAUGACAGUUGUAGAGGGUACGCUUUCACUCUACCCAUUCACCAACUUGGACGAUGCCAAGAAUUGGAAGCAAGAAGUCCGUCCUGAUAUUGCUCAAGCUGUCAUUGAAGGUAUUGCUCUCAACUCAUCUGCCUUCGAGGACAAGGAUGAGAGGGGCAACAUGGUCUUUGUGGGUUCUAAGACCGAGUCUGCACUUUUGGGUUUCAUCAAGUUCUUGGGUGCUUCUUACAGUGACAUCCGUGGAGAUCGUGAAAUUGCGAAGAUGUACCCUUUCAGUUCUGCCAAGAAAACUAUGUCCUGUGUUGUCCACACCCCCAACGACAAUGAAAAGUACCGUCUUUAUGUCAAGGGAGCCUCUGAAAUCGUUAUCAGGGCCUGCACGCACUAUGUCGAUUCAGAUGGCGAUAUCAAAAAGUUGGAUGAAGAUUCUCGUGCCAAAUUUGACCAGAUUAUUAGCUCGUAUGCAGACAAAGCCCUUCGUACCAUUGCUCUCAGCUACCGUGAUGUUAGCACGUCCGAGUACAAGAACUUCAAUGAUGAGGAGGCCCCUAACUCCAAGCUCAUUUGUCUCGGUGUUGUCGGUAUUCAGGAUCCUCUCCGUCCCGGUGUUGUUGAAAGUGUCCGUGAUUUCGCUCGUGCUGGUGUGACGGUUCGCAUGAUUACUGGAGACAACAUUCAGACUGCCCGUGCGAUUGCUAAGAAUGCAGGAAUUUUGAUUCCAGGAGGAUUGGCCUUAACUGGACCCGAGUUCAGAGCUAUGUCAAAGGAGGAGCAGACUGAGGCUGUCAAGCGUCUUCAGGUGCUUGCUCGUAGCAGUCCCACGGACAAGACUAUUGUUGUGCGCCGUCUUCAGGAGCUUGGAGAAGUCGUUGCUGUGACAGGUGAUGGAACAAAUGAUGGACCAGCACUCAAAAUGGCAGAUGUUGGAUUCUCAAUGGGCAUUACCGGAACUGAGGUUGCCAAGGAGGCUUCCGCUAUUGUACUGAUGGAUGACAACUUUAGUAGUAUUCUUAAGGCAUUGAUGUGGGGACGUGCAGUUAAUGACUCUGUUCGCAAGUUCUUGCAAUUCCAGCUCACGGUCAACAUCACAGCCGUGAUCCUCUCCUUUAUCUCCGCCAUUACUUCGAGUGACAAUCAAUCGGUUCUCUCUGCUGUCCAGCUGCUCUGGGUCAACUUGAUCAUGGAUACACUUGCUGCACUUGCCCUUGCAACUGAACCCCCAAGUCAAGAGGUGCUCUCUCGCCAGCCCAUUUCCAAGACCGCUUCAUUAAUCAACUUUACGAUGUGGAAGAUGAUUAUCGGUCAGGCUAUUUUCCAAAUCGCCAUUAACUUGGCUCUGCUCGAAUUCGGUGCUAAGAUUUUCCAUCUCCAGUCGCCCGAUGGUUCUGUCUCACCCGAAAAUUUGGCCAUACUCCGAACCAUGAUCUUUAAUACUUUUGUGUUCCUUCAAGUCUUCAACGAACUCAACUGCCGUCGCAUUGAUGACUCCCUCAACGUCUUCAAGAACCUGCACAACAAUAAGCUCUUUAUUUUGAUCCAGUUGAUUGUGAUUGGCGGUCAAUAUGUGAUUGUCCAGUUUGGUGGUCGAGCCUUCAAGACCGUACCAUUGACGCCUAAACAAUGGUUGAUCACUCUCGCAAUUGGUUCUUUGUCCUUGCCUGUGGGCGUGAUCCUUCGUCUUUUGCCUUCGUACAUGAUUCCAGAGGCUGUGAUUUCACACAAGAGUGAGUCCCGUGAUCCUCUGGUUGGUCGUGGCAAGCUCCGAUGGGAGGGUGCCACCAGCCAUAUGUCCAGCCAGAGCGCCUUCUUUGACUCUAUCCGCAAGAACAAGCACAAUCAUGUCCAUGGUGAAAAUAAUGGCGAGGAGCGCAAACGAGACCUUUGGAAGAAAGCUUUCAGACCUUUGGGGCAAGGAAGCAACUAAGGAGGAAAUUGCAAUUUGGAAACAAAAACUGAACUGAACUGCACAAAGCGAAGUAAAAAAAAAAACUCUG
This is a messenger RNA of Lobosporangium transversale, 3383 nucleotides long. Its product is annotated as PMCA-type calcium-translocating P-type ATPase. Gene Ontology annotation, molecular function: P-type calcium transporter activity; ATP binding; ATP hydrolysis activity. The transcript has 3 exons. Lineage: Eukaryota; Fungi; Mortierellomycota; Mortierellomycetes; Mortierellales; Mortierellaceae. Gene Ontology annotation, cellular component: intracellular membrane-bounded organelle; membrane. The coding region runs from base 143 to 3313 and encodes 1056 amino acids. Gene Ontology annotation, biological process: calcium ion transmembrane transport; intracellular calcium ion homeostasis. The record is from RefSeq and is a predicted model, not a curated record.